Molecule: messenger RNA, 1338 nt
Organism: Rotaria sp. Silwood2
Lineage: Eukaryota; Metazoa; Rotifera; Eurotatoria; Philodinida; Philodinidae
Source: the annotation of a GenBank genome assembly
AUGGCUUAUCACGAAGCGCUUGCUAAAAAACAGGGACAUGUUUUUCUCAUGGGCUUUGGUCCUUUUAUGCGUCUCUUCGUCCAUGAUCCAGAUCUACUUGCCGAUGUUCUUGGUCGAUCACAUGCCCACGACUAUACUAAGGCGCCUCUGAGUGCAAUUGUCUUCAAGCCUAUAAUUGGUAUACAUAAUCUUCCUGUGAGUGAAGGAGACGAACAUGAACGAGCCCGGAAAAUGUUCAAUCCAGCAUUUCACUUUGUCAAUCUUCAAUCGAUGGUGUCUAUCAUGAUUGAUCAAACGAGAAAGAUGAUUGAUGAAUUUUUUAUUACAAGUAGCCAUCGAUCUGUUGAUUUGCAGACAGAAUUCAGUGCUCCUACACUAGCAAUCAUUGCCUCAUGUGCAUUUGGAAAAGGCUUUGAAAGCAUUGAUAAUGCCAAAAGCACUGUGUCUCAGGUCUUCACGAUGGUGCUCGAAGCAAUUGAGUAUCGGACAACACGGAUGAUCAACAUAAUUCCUGUCCUAGCAGCAAUGCCUUUCUGGCGUAAGCAAAUUGUCAACAAAGGUACUCGAGAAAUAGCUCAGUUUGUGGAGCAGAUUAUUGCCGAUCGACGGCAGGGUCGUUCAAAAAAUUUAUGCUCAGGAUCUGAUAUUCUCGAUUUACUUCUAUCAGCAGUGGAUGCACAUGGUCAACCGUUCUCAGAUGAGGAGAUCAAGGAUGAAGCUGUGACUUUUGUGUUGGCUGGCCAUGAAACAACCGGAAAUCUUCUUGUCUGGGCUAUGCACGUGUUGAUGACGAACGAGCAAGUUCUGCACGCUUGUCUUAACGAAGUCGAUCGUGUUCUUCCCGACGACAUUGAUCCUACCUAUGAACACAUUAGUAAUUUAACUGUAUGCGAAGCUGUCAUGCAAGAAAUCAUUCGUCUCUAUUCUCCGCCACCUCUUUUUGCACGAUAUUGUAUACGUGAACAUACUAUCGGUAGUGAAAGUCAUCGACCAUUGUUUAUCCCGGCAAACACAAUCAUUGCCGUAAACGCUUAUGUUCUCCAUCAACGAGCAGAAUUUUGGCCUCGAUCACUCGAAUUCGAUUACACGCGAUGGAUACGUGAUCCUGUCACAGGUCACAAAUCAAAAUUAGCUCAUCCUUUCUGCUAUUUACCAUUUGCUGCUGGACAGCGAACCUGUAUUGGACAGAAUUUUGCAUUGCUUGAAGCCAAAGUCAAAUUAGCAAUGUUACUGAAAAGAUGUCGUUUCGAAUUGGAACCAGGUCAAAUUGUGACACCCAAUGUUGGUAUUACCAUGAGACCUAAAUAUAGUCUGCGAGCACGAAUCAGCAAGCGAUAG